Molecule: messenger RNA, 1768 nt
Organism: Periconia digitata
Lineage: Eukaryota; Fungi; Ascomycota; Dothideomycetes; Pleosporales; Periconiaceae
Source: the annotation of a GenBank genome assembly
CUCUAACCUUUCGCAAUGCAUCAUCCACACCCAAUCUUUACAAGCUGGAGCCCUCCACGAUCGAAACAGCAUCGCGGAAAUGGGCAGAAAUACAGACAAGCUCUACAUCACUCACUCUGAAUGGGCAUCGUCCGACUCUUAUGGUAACUCGCGUGGCGCAAACACCGGCAAAGCGUCCGCGAAUGGCCUCGCUUCCACCUUCAAGCGCCUCCCCUUCAACUACUGCGCCGUCUCCCUCCAACCCUUCACCGAUCCUGUGUGCACAGCUUCUGGCUCCAUAUUUGAUCUCACACACAUCCUCACAUGGCUAUCUAAACACCCGGACACGAACCCAAUAGAUGGCACCCCACUGAAACGCGCCGAUCUAAUAACACUGCAUUUCACAAAAAACGAGGAUGGCGAGUAUGUCGACCCAGUCACGUACAAAGUCUUGACAGAUAACACACAUAUUGUCGCACUGCGCAAAAGCGGUAAUGUAUUCUCAUGGGAUACGGUUGAAAGAUUGAACAUCAAGGCGAAGAACUGGAAGGACCUGAUGUCGGACGAAGACUUUACUAGGAAGGAUAUAAUAACACUGCAGGACCCCCAGAACAUUGAGUCCCGCGAUUUCGGAUCCUAUAAGCACAUUCGCGACGGCGAAACGGUGAUACCAGACUUGGAAAGCAGCGUUAAUACAGACGCGUUGGGGAACGCAGGCAAGAUUCUCAAAGCAAAAGAAGCUGUCGCAAAAGCGCGCGCAGAGCGACUCGCAAAAGCCCAAGGCAAACCCUCGCCCUCGAACUCCGCACUGUCCGCACAAAGGACAAACGUAGCAGCGAAACCCGCAUUGACAUACACCGCGAAACCCGCAUACAAUGCCGCGGUCUACACCUCAGGCAAAGCCGCUGCGUCCUUCACUUCCACAGGCGUGACACCGCACACCUCAGGCGAGCGCGCCACACUCUCAGAUGAAGACUACAUGCUCAAGCCCAAACGUGUGAAACAGAAAGGCUACGCGCGCAUGUCCACCACUCUCGGCGACCUCAACAUCGAACUGCUGCCUGAAUUCGCGCCACGUGCGGUAUGGAACUUUGUGCAGCUCGCAAAGAAAGGUUACUAUCGCAACACAGUGUUUCACCGCAAUAUCAAAAACUUCAUGAUUCAAGGUGGGGAUCCUUCGGGGACGGGGCGUGGGGGGCAGAGCAUUUGGGGCAAACCAUUCAACGACGAGUUCGAGGGCCCCAAUACGCACAAUACUCGAGGCAUUCUGAGUAUGGCGAAUAAGGGGAAAAACACCAAUACCUCACAGUUCUUCAUCUCGUAUCGUCAACUGCCGCACUUGGAUCGUAAACACACCAUUUUCGCUCGUGUUGUUGGCGGCCUCGAUACGACGCUCAAGUCGAUGGAGCUCGCGGAGACGGGCGAGAAGGAUCGCCCUGUCAAGGACAUCAUGAUCCUAGACGUGGUCGUAUUCGUGGAUCCGUUUGAGGAGUGGCAGAAGGAGCGGAUGGAGAAGGAGCGCGGGGAGGUGGAGGCCGAGGAGAUUAGGAGACAGGGUGGGACGGUUGAUGAUAAAACGACAUGGACUGGCAAGCGGAUACGUAAGGAUGGCACGGUAGAUCAGGGCAGUGGGGAAGGGUUGGGGGUGGGCAAGUACUUGAAGGCUGCAAUGUUGGAGGAGAAACAGACGGACGAUGAGAUUGUGGGAUUCGUGGACGAGGGGGUAGUAGAGGAGCCUGCACGGAAGAAGGCAAAGACAGGAGGGUUUGGUAACUUCGAUGCCUGGUGA